ACUGCAUCCACCUUUGCUUCACUUUCCUACUUUCGUCUGAACAGUUGUGGUGCGGACGUGCGGGAGUCUUGGUGCAUAUCCUGGAUGGAAAUGGUGGGUAUGGAUUGGGAACAGGGGAGCCUCUUGAAUGAGCUAACACAAGGGAAAGAUCUGGCUAAGGAACUCCAGAUCCAUCUCAAUCCUCCUGCUUCCACUGAAACGCGGCUCUUCUUAGUCGAGAAAAUACUCUGUUCCUAUGAGAAAGCACUCUCCAUGCUGAAUUCUGGGGCACUUUCCGGCAUGCUAGAAGCGCAGCCCUCCGCCGCCAAUAGCACCCUCGACUCCUCCGACCUAAAAGAUAUCUCCAAAAAGAGAAAGAUAAUGUCGACGUGGACCAAACGUGUUCGGGUUUGCUCUGGAUCAUCCCCGGACGUUCCUCUUGAUGAUGGAUAUAGCUGGAGAAAAUAUGGGCAGAAAGUAAUUCUUGGUACCAAUCAUCCAAGGGGAUAUUAUAGGUGCACUCACCGUCACUCUCAGGGAUGUGUGGCCACUAAACAAGUUCAGAGAUCGGAUGAAGAUCCUACCCUCUUUGAGGUUACCUAUCGAGGAAGGCAUACAUGUAUGCGGUCAUCCCGUUUGGCGGCGACGGCCGCGGCCGCAGUGGCAACAGCACCGGCUGUGGAAGAAUAUCCCAAAGAGAAACCAGAGCUACCAGAGGGGGUGGUGUUGAACUUUGAAACAGAGCUUCAAGUUAAGGCGGAGUCGUUGGACUCCAAGGAGGAAAUAUUCCCAUCGUUUGCUUUCCCUUACGCCUCAGCUGUGUUGGAGGAAGUCGGAAACGAUAUUUUCCCCGAAUCCAUGGUGGAUAAUAACCUAAUGGGUAGCUUUUCCCCUGCUUUUAUAUCUCCGGCCACUUCCGAAUCCAAUUACUUCUCAGUGUCGCCGUGCGACUUGGGUAGCUUCGGGAGAAGACAGUCGUCGGAAUCUGAUCUUGCAGAGAUAAUUUCCGGACCACUGGCUUCGGUGCCCAAUUCACCAAUCGGAGACUUUGAUUUCACAGUCCUAUUGGACACAAGUUUCUCAUUCGGCAAUCUUGAUUGCUUAUCUUGAUAAAAGAAUUUUACUUUCUGUUUGAAGAAGACAGAAAACUAAUAGAUAAUAUUACAAAUUGCGACCUGAUAUCUGAUUCCAGCCACCAUUCGAAGAGACUUUGGGGCAUAUUCAGAAAGGUUGUGAUCGGAAAGCGUUGCACCAAAGGUCCUUAUAUUAUAUGGAUGAUGGGGUUGAGAAUUUUACUUUCCCUAAGUAGUUCAUAUUUUUUUUUUUCCCCAAAAGAAUACUUAAGAUUUUUUUUUUCUUAGGCUUAUGUUGUCUGUUGUAACUUGUAACCUAAUCUAUGACAAAGUUGUCAUUUUCAUCCUUGUAUAAUCAAUGUUUUAAUUUUUGAGUUGUAAUGGAUUUAGGCAGCAACUGGGAUUGCAGUGUAGGGUUAUAGAAUAGUUAUGGCUUUUCUCAUGUUGUGAAAUUACAAAAAUUAGGUGUUUUCUUUCUUAUAAUUAUUUUUGUAAAGUAUUACUACACAUUUGUAUGAGGGGAAAAUGUUUACUAGUCGUCAUAUCUAUAAAAAAAUCAAGUAAAA
Rubroshorea leprosula is the source of this 1618-nucleotide messenger RNA. NCBI's taxonomy places the organism in Eukaryota, Viridiplantae, Streptophyta, Magnoliopsida, Malvales, Dipterocarpaceae. The record is from the annotation of a GenBank genome assembly.